GCCGUGACGCGCGUGCUCAGCGCCGCGCCCGAGCUGCCCGACACGCCGCUGCCCGCCGGCGUCGCCUUCCAGCGCGUCGCGCUGCUCGACGCCCCCUCCGAGGACCUGGCGCCGCACCUCGACGCCGCCGCCGACGCCAUCGAGCAGGAGCGGCUGUCGGGCGGGCGCACGCUGGUGCACUGCGUGGCGGGCGUGAGCCGGUCUGCGGCGCUGUGCCUGGCGCACCUGGUCAAGCACUGCGGGCUGCCGCUGCGCGCCGCCUUCGCGCACCUGCGCGCCCGCCGCCCCGCCGCGCGGCCCAGCGCCGCCUUCUUCCGCCAGCUCAUCGACUUCGAGCGCGCCGCGCUGGGCGCCGCCUCCGUCGCCAUGGUGCGCCACCCGGCCGCGCCCGGCGCCCUCAUCCCCGACGUCUACGAGCCCGACUACCGCCACACCGUCUGGUUCCAGCAGCACUGCGCCGGCCGCGCUUUCGGCAGGCACUGACGCCGAACGCGCAGCACAGCCGCGCUGGAGCCUCUCGGUGGACGUGGCAGACACUUCAAGGUGUCGCUGGAGCCUUUACUCUGACUGUCCGAGAGGCCUAGUGUUGUCGACAGCCGCAGCAGUGCCCAACGACAAUAUCCGGAGGGUGUGUCGAGGAGUGAGGGCUACCUGUCUGUACCUGCAGUACCCGCCAUGACUGGGCCUACGACUACCUUAAACAUUACUUUCCGUCAGGGAGGACUUACUCAAUAUGUGAGGAAUCUACAGCAGUCUCCUGAUCGAGCAUCAGCGGUGCAGUGCCAACGAAGUACAAUGAAAUCGUUGGAGACCGCACCUUAACUGAAUUGUCCAGGAAUACUGGUACAAUGUGCACAGUUUAAUAACAUCUACAGCAGAGCCUUGUUCGUUGCCGUAUUAGGCACCACGGGCAAUGGAUAUUGAUGAGAACGUGAUAUAUAUUUUCACUAUUCACGGCAAUUUAAUAUGUUCCCAUAAUCCAAUCUCACUAGUGAACGAUUGUAUGUACACGAUGAAUCCGGUUGGGAUGGAAACUCUUAUUUUCUCUAUGAGUGGGUCUACCACGGCUCCGCCAACACUCUCACCAAAGUAUUACCCACAAUGCGCUUAUUCUGGCUACCGAUGAUAUCUACUAUGUCCUCUCGGUCAAGUAACGCCAGAGUAGUGGCAAACUCCAGCACUCGAAUCAAUUCAGAGGAAGUGCUUUCUCUUUCCAUAAUGUCUACUAAUUUAAUGUUGUGUUCAUCCCAGCCAGCUGAAAUCGUUUCGACUUAGCACUAAUUUCGUGGUUUGUGUGCUUGUAAUACAGGGGUAACGGGAAUAAGUGCUGAUAUUUCUGUUGGUUACUGAGGCAAAUAUCUGUACUGACCUCAUUUAAAGUCUUACAGUUACAGCCAUUACAAGUCGUGUGUUUUUAGUUUCGUUGGUACCACCAUGUACGUGAGGCCAGAGCCAACCAUUAACGCCUAUUUUUCCCUGAGCAGUGGACGCAAAGUGGUAAGUCUAUACCGACAGGCGUAAUCCACUUACAGGCACAGUUACGACCGUACAGAAAACAUAAGAUCGUAAAGUUUGCAACAUGUUUGUGGGAAGACUGAUCGAUGAAAAGAAAAAACAGCCGACACACUGAUGUGUGUACAUAUUAAGACGCCACAUGUAAACAAUCGGCACUUAUAUACUCAUUACACCCUGUAUAUGCAAAAACCUUUCAUUCCGUCCCACGAGGUUCACUGAAUGUCUUUUAGACCUUUGCAUCCCGUAAAAUUCACUGGAAAGUGAAAUACUACAUGUCAGAAACCAUCGACGAAAUCACGGGGAAAGGCGUAAAAUAAUAUGGUCGUCUGAUCCAUGUUACAGUAUCACCGUCAGCCACGUACAUCGGAGUCGUGUGACAGAGAAAUACUACGCAAAUUACUCAUAAAAUAACCACUUUAUUUCAGAUGACUGAAUUACUGUCAGCAGUUAGCACUGAUUACAGACGCUACCCACAGCAAUAUACCUUUGAGCUAUACCUUGUAUUCAUUUUUCCAGCUUUUGUUCUCCUAGGCUGAUGCUAGGCCUCCUAUUUACAACAGUAAACUGCGACACCAAUAUUAAAAUGCUAUGAAGACAGUGAAAAAAGAUUAGUCACGUAAAAGACAUCUCUAGCGAAGUGUGUCACCAUUUUCAGUGUAACAUAUCAGACGCAUUGUCUCUCCUGAUCCACAUUAUUAGGCAAUCGGUUUUCCAACUAAAUGAAAGUUAUAAUGUCCAUUUUUUGUAGCAGAAUGUGCCUUCAUUUUUCUGCUUGUUCGAAUGUUUAAUAUGAACUAAGAAACAUAUAGCUGGUGAGAAGACUUUGUCACUGCAUAAGGUUUACACACUUUCUGUGAAACGUGUUAUUGAAUCAUUGACAAAUGUAUUGAUCAAACUGAAUGUAGAUUCACAAUGUCGAAUGUUUUUUAACUGGUUGAGCCAAGUCAUUAAUAGCGUUUAGAAUGUAUGACGUGAAAUUCAGCCUAGUUAAAACCAUUGGAUGUAAAAGACAGUGACUUCUGUCGACAUAAACAUGCAUCUUAAGAUUGGCAGUAACAAAAUACAAAAGGUCGAAAGAGAAAUAUGAUAAAUCUCCUGUUACUCUACACAUUUUAGGUGAUCUACAUAAAUCAUUUUUGUAUCAUUUUGCCAGAGUAACUCAACGACAGAAUCUUUUUGUGUCUGUGCAAAGCAGACUGAUUCAUUUGCUACUACUUUAUAUGAUGGGCAACCAUCUUUAGCGAAACAUUUCUGCCUGUGAUGGGAGUAGUCAAGGAUACUCUCAUGAACGAUUGACCUUGAGUGAAUAUUUGAGCGAAACUGAAACUGGCUUUAGUGAAGUAUCUGCACUCCAGUAAGCAAGAUUGGUGUGUUAUUUUUAUAACUCAAAAGAAUUUCAGAGGUGUUCCUUCACAGAUUUUCUGAAAUUCUUUCACUAAUGGCCUUUGUGGGCAUACUGUAGCUUUCUUUAUCUUAUACAAGUGAUUUGCCAAUAUUUGGCAGAAGCACAUUCCGAGGUAUCUACUUCUUGAUGUAGUUAUUAUAAGAUACUAAUAAUAUUUGGUAUUCCAGUUGUAGAAGUUUUUUCACAUUUGUUUGUAUUCUAAC
Molecule: messenger RNA, 3123 nt
Organism: Schistocerca nitens (vagrant locust)
Lineage: Eukaryota; Metazoa; Arthropoda; Insecta; Orthoptera; Acrididae
Product: dual specificity protein phosphatase 14
Exons: 2
Biological process (GO): protein dephosphorylation
Cellular component (GO): cytoplasm
Molecular function (GO): protein tyrosine/serine/threonine phosphatase activity
Source: RefSeq, a predicted model, not a curated record